Messenger RNA from Anarrhichthys ocellatus (wolf-eel), 1742 nucleotides. RefSeq names its product nuclear autoantigenic sperm protein-like. Gene Ontology annotation, molecular function: histone binding. Gene Ontology annotation, biological process: DNA replication-dependent chromatin assembly; CENP-A containing chromatin assembly. The record is from RefSeq and is a predicted model, not a curated record. NCBI's taxonomy places the organism in Eukaryota, Metazoa, Chordata, Actinopteri, Perciformes, Anarhichadidae. Gene Ontology annotation, cellular component: nucleoplasm. The coding region runs from base 112 to 1557 and encodes 481 amino acids. The transcript is spliced from 14 exons.
UUCGCGCCAAGUUGAAACAACGGAGUAGUAACUCUGAGCACCAGGAGGGACGAGCUGCCGACACCGCUUUUUAACGUUUCAGUCGCUAUCUCUCGGACAAGUUUAUCAAACAUGGAGGAGGCCAACAAGCUAAUCGGCUCGGGCAAGAAGCACCUGGUGAUGGGAAAGGUGGUGGAGGCGGUGAGCGCCCUGCAAGAGGCCUGCCGUAUGCUGGCUAAAAAGUAUGGAGACACAGCAGACGAGUGUGGAGAGGCUUUCUUCUGGUGUGGUAAAGCGCUGCUGGAUUUGGCACGGAUGGAGAACUCGGUCCUUGGUAAUGCUCUGGAAGGAGUACCAGAAGAGGAGGAUGAAGAAAAACCCAAAGACUCAAAUGUUGACAGCACAGAAAACAUUGAUGAGAAGACCAGAGAUGAGCUGAGGGUGCAGGUGUAUGAUGCCAUGGCAGAGAAGAAGAACGAAGGCGGCGACGGGGAGAAGCAGGGCGACGGGGAGAAGCAGGGCGACGGGGAGAAGCAGGGCGACGGGGAGAAGCAGGGCGACGGGGAGAAGCAGGGCGACGCGGAGAAGCAGGGCGACGCGGAGAAGGCUGGUGAAGAGCAACAAAACACUCCAGAGAAAGAUGAGGAAAAAAACAGCAAAUGUGAUAAGAAAGAGGAAACAGAAGAUGGCGAGGAGGAAGAUGAUGAUGCAGAAAUGGAGGCUGAAGAGCAAGGCGAAGAAGACGAUGCUGCUGAAAAGGACAGUGAUGAGGAGGAGGAGGAGGAGGAGGUGGGGAACCUGCAGCUCGCCUGGGAGAUGUUGGAAGUAGCUAAAGUCAUCUACAAAAGGAAAGAGACCAAAGAGGAUCAACUCAUGGCAGCCCAGGCUCACUUGAAACUGGGUGAAGUUUCUUCUGAAUCAGGAAAUUACACUCAGGCGUUGGAGGAUUUCCGGGAGUGUCUGAAGCUGCAGGUGAAGCACCUGGACUCAGACAGCCGCCUGCUGGCCGAGACGCACUACCAUCUCGGUCUGACCUACAGCUUAGACGUCCAGUACAGCCGGGCCAUCGAGGAGCUCAAGAGCUCCAUCUCCGUCAUCAAGAGCAGGCUGGACAAACUGCAGGAGCUGCUCGACAAGGCUGAGGCUCCGGAUGCUCUGCCAGAGGAGAGGAAGGAGAUGGAGGAGCUGAAGACUCUGCUGCCGGAGAUCCAGGAGAAGGUGGAGGACGCCACCGAGGGCCUGAAGAUGACGAGCACGGCUGCUGAGGAGGAUGGGAAGGGUGCACUGGACGGAGGCUCCACUUCCUCUGCAUUCCCCGCCUCCACUGUGCAGAACGGUGACGCCUCAUCCAGCUCAACGUCGACCAUCGUAGUCGGCUCUACCAACGGACACGCCUCCAAAGCUGCAGUCUCAGACAUCUCCCACCUGGUCAGGAAGAAGAGGAAACCUGAGGAGAGUCCGGUGAAGGAGGGGCUGGUGAAGAAGGUGAAGCAGGAUGACGGACAGACUAACGAUGUUCACAAAGCCAACGGAGACACUAACGGACGCGCUGACAGUAUGGAAGUCAAGAGCCAGUGAAGAUGGACUUUUUAUUUCCCUCUGCCCGUGAAGAGAUUCACCAGCACGACGAGCUCUUACUGUCGCUCCACUUGUUUGCUGCUGUAGAUGUGUGACUUUUUCUAUCCCUGCUGUGAUGUUGGUGUUAACAUAUGUAACCUUUAACGUUGAAUUAAGUGUUCUUUGAUAAACCUUGUUUGAUCGUA